GAAGUAUGCGCUGAAGAUGUCACCCAGUAAGGUGAUGAAAGCUUCGCAAACUAACUAUCCAGCUCAGAGAACAAAACCACAUCAAAAUUAUCCACCUGAGCUACAAAUCUUCUCUAUCAUAUCUAAAUCUUACGAGCGGGAUACGCUUCUCUCUGUUCGAAAGUGGGAAGACUUCGCCAAAAGGCAAGGAUCCACCAGAGAACAAUUAUUCUUUCUCCAUGAGUGCCUUCGUCAUUCAAUCCUACCAAACAGUGUAAGAUACAAGCCACCAGUCAACUGCCCAAUGGGAUGGAAAUUGGCCGAACAAUGUGGAAGACGAAUGGUCAAAUUAAUGAUUACGGACGCACAUUAUCGGAUCAACAAAUAUCAACAAAUAAUAGAUGUCCAAAAAGCAAAAUUAGAGAAAACCCUCAACCAAGAACACCUGUCAACGCUGAUCACCGCAAUUUCACUGUCAAGUGGAAAACACAGAGAACAAAGACGAAGAGUCCUCAAAACCAAGCUAGCCAAGAUUAGAAAACAACAACCAGACAAUACGCCCAUAGACUGCGUAGUCAACCUAUCAAAACAACCACUAUCAAAAAUGGAACAACAACUACUACAAAAAGGAUUAAACUACAACACCGGAGAUGCUUCAAAAACUGAUUUCUUCGCUGCCCUUGAAUCAUUACUCAAAUCAUCAAACUUGAACGAGGAAACACAGGAAGAGAUACGCCAAACAAUUGUACCAAUGGUCAAACAGAAAAGACAACACACACAACUCAACUCUCAAGAACUAAAGGCCCUCAAAAAGCUGAAAAAUAGGAAGGACAUCGUCAUUUUACCAGCCGACAAAGGAAGAACAACAGUAGUCAUGGACAGAGAAGAAUACACCAAGAAAGCUGAAGAACUACUCAAAGAUGAAGAUGUAUAUCAACAACUCCCAACAAAUCCCAUACAAACAUUGGACAACCGCAUCCAAAGGACCUUAAACAAGCUCAGCAAAACUGGACAGAUCACAAAACAAGACCAAUGGCGAAUGAAAUCCAAUGGACCAGUCCUACCUCGAUUCUACGGCAGACCCAAAAUACACAAGGCAAAUAUCCCGUUACGACCAAUUGUAUCACUCCCAGGAACUCCAACAUAUAAUUUGUCCAAGGAAUUAUACAGAAAACUAAAACACCUAACGGAAUCCUGUGAUCACUCCAUCAACUCUGCUAUCCAAUUCCUAGAGAAAAUCAGAGACAUCCAAAUAGAUGAACAAGAAAUAAUGGUAUCCUUCGACGUGACAGCAUUAUAUACCUCUAUCGGACAAAAACUAGCAAAAGAAACCAUGGAGCAAUUACUUAGCAACGACGAACAACUUCCACAACAAUCAAAAAUGCAACACACAAGCUGGAUGGAAUGCAUAAAUCUAUGCCUAACAACAUACUUCCAAUUCAACGGCCAAAUAUAUGAACAAGUCAAAGGAACACCCAUGGGAUCGCCAAUAUCAGGUUUGAUUGCAGAAGCAGUGAUGCAAAGACUCGAAAACAUAAUUCUACCAAAGAUCAAACCCAAGAUUUGGAUACGCUACGUCGACGACACAUUUGUAAUAAUCAAAAGAAACGAAUUAGACAAAACUCACAACUUAAUAAACAACGUCUUCAACGACAUCAAAUUCACAAGAGAAGAGGAAUCCGAGAACAAAAUACCAUUUUUGGACGUCUUAGUCAGGCGAACAACUACAGGAGAAUUAGAAACUCAAGUUUAUAGGAAAUCAACUCACACAGACCAAAUACUGAAUUACAACAGCAACAACCCAAUAGCACACAAAAGGAACUGCAUACAAACACUAUUCAAGAGAGCAAGGACUCACUGCAGCACUCCCACCUUAAGAAAAAUUGAAGAAAAGUAUCUCAUGGACGUCUUCCAAAAGAAUGGAUAUCCCCGGAAUUUCAUCAAGAGACAUAUACCCCCAAGCCAACCUACCAAAACAAAAGCCACCAAGGAAAACACAAAGAAAAUCGCCUUACCAUAUAUAAAGGAUAUCUCAGAAAUCACUAAAAGACUCUUCAAACCUUUAGGAAUUGACGUCGUACACAAACCAACAAAGUCGCUGCACUCAAUUCUAUGUCAACCAAAAGACUCAACAGCAAAAGAAGACAAAACCAACAUCAUCUACAAAAUAAACUGUAACAACUGUGAAAAACACUACAUUGGCCAAAGUGGACGUCCCCUUCGUCUUCGUAUCCACGAACAUAAGCUAGCCGUCAAAAGACAUGAUAUACACUCCCUCAUUUCACUACACACAGACAACCACGGACAUCAAUUCGACUGGGACAACGUUCAAAUAUUAGACAAAGGAAAUAACAAGAAUGCUAGAGAAUUUUUAGAAGCUUGGCAUUCCAGUGAAUCAUCAAUCAAUAGACACAUCGAGAUAGACAAAAUUUAUCAACCAAUAAGAAAGAAACUUCACACACGAUUGGCCAAAGUUCAAGUCACAGAAACAAUCAGUUCCAACACAAGUAACCUAGAAGGUGUGAAAACAUACAUAAACAACCAAUCACGUCCAAGGUCACCAGGAGGAAUGAUUAAUAAACUCGUGGAGAAACCUAAAAGCUCACUUCAAUUUGAAGUAUGCGCUGAAGAUGUCACCCAGUAAGGUGAUGAAAGCUUCGCAAACUAACUAUCCAGCUCAGAGAACAAAACCACAUCAAAAUUAUCCACCUGAGCUACAAAUCUUCUCUAUCAUAUCUAAAUCUUACGAGCGGGAUACGCUUCUCUCUGUUCGAAAGUGGGAAGACUUCGCCAAAAGGCAAGGAUCCACCAGAGAACAAUUAUUCUUUCUCCAUGAGUGCCUUCGUCAUUCAAUCCUACCAAACAGUGUAAGAUACAAGCCACCAGUCAACUGCCCAAUGGGAUGGAAAUUGGCCGAACAAUGUGGAAGACGAAUGGUCAAAUUAAUGAUUACGGACGCACAUUAUCGGAUCAACAAAUAUCAACAAAUAAUAGAUGUCCAAAAAGCAAAAUUAGAGAAAACCCUCAACCAAGAACACCUGUCAACGCUGAUCACCGCAAUUUCACUGUCAAGUGGAAAACACAGAGAACAAAGACGAAGAGUCCUCAAAACCAAGCUAGCCAAGAUUAGAAAACAACAACCAGACAAUACGCCCAUAGACUGCGUAGUCAACCUAUCAAAACAACCACUAUCAAAAAUGGAACAACAACUACUACAAAAAGGAUUAAACUACAACACCGGAGAUGCUUCAAAAACUGAUUUCUUCGCUGCCCUUGAAUCAUUACUCAAAUCAUCAAACUUGAACGAGGAAACACAGGAAGAGAUACGCCAAACAAUUGUACCAAUGGUCAAACAGAAAAGACAACACACACAACUCAACUCUCAAGAACUAAAGGCCCUCAAAAAGCUGAAAAAUAGGAAGGACAUCGUCAUUUUACCAGCCGACAAAGGAAGAACAACAGUAGUCAUGGACAGAGAAGAAUACACCAAGAAAGCUGAAGAACUACUCAAAGAUGAAGAUGUAUAUCAACAACUCCCAACAAAUCCCAUACAAACAUUGGACAACCGCAUCCAAAGGACCUUAAACAAGCUCAGCAAAACUGGACAGAUCACAAAACAAGACCAAUGGCGAAUGAAAUCCAAUGGACCAGUCCUACCUCGAUUCUACGGCAGACCCAAAAUACACAAGGCAAAUAUCCCGUUACGACCAAUUGUAUCACUCCCAGGAACUCCAACAUAUAAUUUGUCCAAGGAAUUAUACAGAAAACUAAAACACCUAACGGAAUCCUGUGAUCACUCCAUCAACUCUGCUAUCCAAUUCCUAGAGAAAAUCAGAGACAUCCAAAUAGAUGAACAAGAAAUAAUGGUAUCCUUCGACGUGACAGCAUUAUAUACCUCUAUCGGACAAAAACUAGCAAAAGAAACCAUGGAGCAAUUACUUAGCAACGACGAACAACUUCCACAACAAUCAAAAAUGCAACACACAAGCUGGAUGGAAUGCAUAAAUCUAUGCCUAACAACAUACUUCCAAUUCAACGGCCAAAUAUAUGAACAAGUCAAAGGAACACCCAUGGGAUCGCCAAUAUCAGGUUUGAUUGCAGAAGCAGUGAUGCAAAGACUCGAAAACAUAAUUCUACCAAAGAUCAAACCCAAGAUUUGGAUACGCUACGUCGACGACACAUUUGUAAUAAUC
This is a messenger RNA of Trichobilharzia regenti, 4172 nucleotides long. Lineage: Eukaryota; Metazoa; Platyhelminthes; Trematoda; Strigeidida; Schistosomatidae. The record is from the annotation of a GenBank genome assembly.